Messenger RNA from Mesorhabditis spiculigera, 708 nucleotides. Lineage: Eukaryota; Metazoa; Nematoda; Chromadorea; Rhabditida; Rhabditidae. The record is from the annotation of a GenBank genome assembly.
GAAUGGGCAAUGCAGGUGCUCGAAGAAACGUUCGUCAGCGAGCCGGAAGGCCAUCAACCGGUCGAAGUGCCGCGGCUCGAUCCGAAGCUCUACUCUGCGUUGAUUAUCAGGGUAGAACGCGUGUUCCGCGAGUGGAUCCGCAUGUGCGGAAUGGGUGAAGUCGAUCAGAAUCCACACUCUUCUUUGGCCCGCAUCAUCCAGGAGAUCCACGCAGACGGGUUGAUGUCGUCGGAUUUGAUGAUCGCCUCCUUCUUCCGCAUCUGCAUCGACAUUUGCGUGAUCAAGUACCACGCCAUGACCGUCGAGGCAAAACGAUCUCUUCGUCCCCAGCAGCCCGCGCUCGCUAUCGACGCGUUCGUCAAGCUUGUUUGCUCAAUCCUUCGCCUUUCCGACCCAAGCCUCCCGUCCACAAAAAUCAACUUGGCUCGCCAGUUUCUGAACAUCGUGGCGAAUUGCGCCCUGCUGGAGGCGAAGAAGCACGGGCCAUCGUUCGAUUCAGGGCCAUUCUAUCGAAUUCUGCUGGGAACGUACACGGGGGUGAUGCGACCGGGUGAUGGCAUCGAUCGGAUCAGGAAUGGUGUACGAGAUGACUUCAGAAAGACGCUCCAACUGCUACGAAGCCGUCUGAGCCCCGGUCUGCCUUCGACUUGGCUCGAUGUUCUAAAUGAUCUAACCGUCCCGUCGAUCCAGCCUCACCCAACACAAAUG